AUGAGCAAAGAAAAAGUUCUACUAGCCUACUCAGGUGGUUUGGAUACGAGCUGCAUCCUAAAGUGGUUGCUCGAGCAAGGCUACGAUGUGAUCUGCUUUAUGGCGGACGUCGGUCAAACUGAAGACUUUGCAGCGGCACGUGAUAAAGCACUUAAAAUCGGUGCCGUCGAUGUGGUGGUGAAGGACAUGAAGGAUUUCUUUGUGGAAAAGUUUGUCUGGCCCGCGGUACAGAUGGGUUUAAUUUACGAGGAUCGCUACCUGCUCGGCACUUCCCUGGCCCGGCCAUGCAUUUCCAAGGGUUUGAUGGACGUGGCGGCACAGCGGGGCUGCAACUACAUAUCGCACGGUGCAACCGGUAAAGGUAACGAUCAGAUUCGUUUUGAACUGAGCUGCUACGCACUGCAUCCGACGAUUCGCGUCAUCGCACCGUGGCGUAUGGAAACGUUCUGCCAACGCUUUCAAGGUCGUUCGGAUCUGCUCGAGUAUGCGAAGCGUGCGAACAUACCGGUAAGUGCUACCCCGAAAGCACCCUGGUCUAUGGAUGCUAACAUUAUGCACAUCAGCUACGAGUCGGGCAUCCUGGAGGAUCCGUCCGUGGAAGCACCGGAAGAAAUCUAUCAGCUAACGCAAUCACCAUCCCGUGCUCCAGAUACACCGACCGUGGCUGAGAUCGUGUUUAAGGCGGGGCUGCCGGUACGCGUCACGGAGCUGGUUAGUGGACGAACGAUGGAGAAACCGUUGGACAUACUGACCUUCCUGAAUAAAGCUGGCGGUGAGCAUGGUGUCGGGCGUAUCGAUAUCGUUGAAAAUCGGUACAUCGGACUGAAAUCGCGCGGUGUGUACGAAACGCCCGGUGUAACAGUACUGCACUGUGCUCAUCGGGAUUUGGAGAUUUAUUGCUUGGAUCGUGAGGUGCUGCGGGUUAAAAAGUAUCUUGCCGACCGAAUGGCGGACUACGUGUACAACGGUUACUGGUACGCACCGGAAGCUGAGUACGUGCGAAAGUGCAUUAUAGAAUCGCAGAAGCACGUUUCCGGGAAGGUGGUGGUUCAAAUGUUCAAGGGUCAUGUAAUGGUCACUUCCCGAGAGUCGAUAAAUUCUGUAUACAACCAAGAACUGGCCUCGAUGGAGGUGCAUGGUAAUUUUUCGCCCUACUCGUCAACAGGUUUCAUUGAGAUUAAUGCGGUUCGAUUACGAGAACAUCAUCGAGUGUUUGGAACGGCCAACAUGACCAAGCACUUUUCGCGUACUGAAUCUGACAUGAAACUGAUUUAA
Messenger RNA from Anopheles maculipalpis, 1275 nucleotides. It is a transcript of the gene Ass, whose product is annotated as argininosuccinate synthase. NCBI's taxonomy places the organism in Eukaryota, Metazoa, Arthropoda, Insecta, Diptera, Culicidae. Gene Ontology annotation, biological process: urea cycle; L-arginine biosynthetic process. Bases 1 to 1275 code for a protein of 424 amino acids. The transcript has 3 exons. The record is from RefSeq and is a predicted model, not a curated record. Gene Ontology annotation, molecular function: ATP binding; argininosuccinate synthase activity. Gene Ontology annotation, cellular component: cytoplasm.